Molecule: messenger RNA, 2981 nt
Organism: Setaria italica (foxtail millet)
Lineage: Eukaryota; Viridiplantae; Streptophyta; Magnoliopsida; Poales; Poaceae
Product: cysteine-rich receptor-like protein kinase 26
Exons: 7
Coding region: 1112-2722 (536 amino acids)
Biological process (GO): protein phosphorylation; cell surface receptor signaling pathway
Molecular function (GO): protein kinase activity; ATP binding
Source: RefSeq, a predicted model, not a curated record
ACACGCAGUCAGGAGACCCGACGGGCCUAUUGAACUCACCUAAGGCCCAUAAAAAUUUUUUCUCCUCGCAUCCCGAAGUAGAGGAUGUCAAGAAUGGCGGACUGUUGCCGCCGGAGCCCGCAGCCACGGCUCCCCUCGAGUCUCCUCCUCCUCGCCGCCGGGGCGGCGGAUCUGCACGACUACACCUACUCGGGCGACAAGGCGGAGGCGUCGCGAGAAACUCUCCCGGGAACCAUGAGCUCUGGCUGCGGGGACCUGGCGGGCGGAGCCUCGCGUUCUGCGGAAAGGCGAGAGGAGCCGCGAUGGUGUUCGUGGAAAUGCCGCACCGGAGUGCGCGGCAACAACUACUCCUACCAAAAAGAAAAAGAAGUUUCGUUUGACGUGGUAGCUGCAGCUCAACGGCGGAUCCCCUUGGUGAAGCUUGUCAUGGGACAGGACUACAGGAAUGUGCCGGAUUGGCCACAGUUGUUCAACACGGGGGUAAGUCACUAUCAAGAAUUAAUGAAGAAGGACCAAAUCACUUUCAAAAGACUAGUAAACUCCCAUUAUGUAUGAAUGAAUAUUUUGCUACUUAUAUGACAAUGCAAAUGGAAAUAAUAAAUGAAAUAAAUAUUAUGCAGUUAAUAAAUAGAUUCUGAAAAUCUAAUGAGAGAUGAUGCUUGAACUCAUCAUUCCUGGAAGGAAUAAAAAUCACAACAAAUAGAAGUUAAAUCUCAUACUAAGUAUUGAAUGUCUAAGGUUGAUAAUAUUCCUGAAUGAAUACUAAAUAGUCUCUAGAAGAGCAAAUCUUCGAAGGAAACAAUGCUAUGUUCGUUACCUUCUGAGAAAUUUCGUUGACGCGGUAGCUGCAGCUCAAUGGCGGAUCCCAUUGGGGAAGCGUGUCAUGGGGACAGGACUACAGGAACGUGCCCGGCCGAUUGGCCAAAGUUGUUCAACACGGGAGUGAGUCACUAUCAAGAACUAAUGAAGAAGGACCAAAUCAUCUGUUUGCAUAUACCAUAUAGGUGAAGAAUUCACUACACGGGGGUGCAGAGCUGCCAUUGCUAUUGCUUCGUGCAGGCGCAGGGGAAGAAAGACGGAGAGCUAACGAGGUCGGUGGUGGCCAGAAAAGAUGGAUCUGGUUGGCAGCGUGGAGACGAUCGUCAAGCUUGGUCUGACGAUCAAGGAGGCCGUCGACACGGUCCGCCGGAACGAGGAGGAGUGCAGUGAGAUCCGGGAGAGGGUGCUCAGAGUCGGCGACAUCUUGUCGCCGCUGCAGGAGACCGGGUCGAUGGAUGACAGCCCGGCGAUUAGCGGCGCGCUGGAGGAUCUGGAGAAGACCCUCUGGCGAGCCCACACGCUCGUGGAGGCGUGCCAGGAGAAGAGCACCAUCUGCCUCUUUUGCACGGCCGGGAAGCAGUCCACGCAGCUGCGCAAGGUGCAGGAGGACAUAACACAGAAGGUCAUGGUGGUGAUCUUCGCCACCAAUGUCCAGCUCACCAUGAUUCUGACACGGCUGGACCGUCCGUGCCCACAGACCCGGGAAUCUUUUCAUAUGGGGUUGGAGGUCUCCCUUCCUGGGGACAGUUCGGUCGGACAUACCUUGGCCUUCUCGCGACCCGCGAGACGGGCGCACCCAGCGCCGGCGCCGCCACAAAGCUCCCCCGCCACCACCCCAGCGUUCGCCGUUCCUCGUCGUCGACGUCCACUGCCGUUCGCGUCCACCGCCGCACAGGACGGCCGCUCGCGUCCACCGCCGUCGAUGUCCACCGCCAGUUGCGUCCAAACUAUUAAUGGUUGGAGAAAAUUCAGUUCCUUAGAGUUGGAGACUGCUACGAAUCACUUUUCAGAAGACAACCUCAUAGGGCGAGGUGCCUUCGCUGCUGUCUUCAAGGGUGUGUUACGUGACGGACUGGGCGUUGCCAUCAAGAAAUUUAAACAUCCAUAUCAACUUCCAGCAGCCCACAUUAAUGAUGAGCUCAGUCUUGUUUCGAAGCUUCAGCAUAAAAAUAUAGUUAAAUUUAUAGGAUAUGGCUAUGAAGUAAUAGAGAAGGUGGAUGGAUUUGACGACAAUAAACAUCAAGCACAAGAAUCACAUUAUUUUCUUGUGGAAGAGUACAUGCCAAAUGGAAGUUUGGACGACAUUAUCUAUGGGUCUCGAAUUGAGUGGUCCUCCCUUUUUGGGAUAGUUCAAGGAAUAGCCCAAGGCCUACAUUACUUGCAUGAACAACAAUUAGUCCAUUCUGAUUUGAAACCAAACAAUAUACUCUUGGAUUCCGAUACGAAUCCAAAGAUCACAGAUUUUGGAAUUGCCAGAAUAUUGGACCAUGGUGAUGAUAUGCCACGUGACAUUAACUAUUUAGCAGGAACAGUGGGAUAUAUGUCUCCAGAAUAUAUUGUGGAAGGCAUUUUGUCGACAAAGUAUGAUGUCUAUAGUUUCGGCGUUAUGCUCCUCGAGAUCAUUAGCAGUAUGUGCAGAUCUAAACCAGCUCCUCGCCAAGCUUCAAUCGAAUGGGCUUGGAUGGCGCGGCAAGCGGGACAAAUGGAGGAGUUAUUGGAUCCAUCGUUGUAUGCUGAGUUUCAGUUGAAGGAGAUAAGAAGGUGCAUGGAGGUAGGCCUUCUGUGCACUCAGUUUAAGCCGGCUGACAGACCCGCCAUGUCAGAUGUUCUUGCGAUGCUAGAUGGCAAGAAAAAGCUAAGGACCCCCAAACAACCAGGAUAUACGAAAGGAAGAAAGGCCUGAUCAGACUGAUGCGCGGGUUCCAUGCACUGAAUAAAUUAUUUCCUCGUGUAUCUACUCUUCACAUAAUAUUAAUCGAGGAUAAGCCGGCCAUUUUAUCCACCUUAUUAAUUCUAGUGCCUAAAUCUAAAACAACAAGGUAUUUUGUUUCCAGAGUAGUAAGAGUUAAUGAUGUUUCGUAUUUUUGGCUGAACUCUCGACUUUGUUUGUUUCUUUCUGGGUAUGUGGAAAUGAAAGAGCCAGGAGCCAAUUUGCCUUUUUA